This is a messenger RNA of Cydia fagiglandana, 2920 nucleotides long. RefSeq lists its product as uncharacterized. Gene Ontology annotation, cellular component: cytoplasmic vesicle membrane. The record is from RefSeq and is a predicted model, not a curated record. The transcript has 7 exons. The coding region runs from base 103 to 1503 and encodes 466 amino acids. Lineage: Eukaryota; Metazoa; Arthropoda; Insecta; Lepidoptera; Tortricidae.
GGCUUGCCUCAGUACGACCCGCGCAAGCAGAGGGAUAGGGCGCAAACGAUGCUCCCUAAACCCUGACCGCCGGUGCAACUGCACCAGACUCCAUGUGACCCCAUGUCUCCCUGUCUGAAGCCUGUUUUGAUAUUAGCCAUGAUUUUCACCGCUACUGCCUUCACGAUACUUGGAUUUUUUAUUUUCAGCCCUGUACAUAAGGUAGCGUCCGAGACACCCUGCCCUGACGGCCGGUUCUGCCCGCCUCACUGGCUGUGCUGCGAGGCGGGGUGCUGCGCCCCGCCCACGGCGCCGCCCAGACGGGAACAGGAGGUUAAGGAGGUCUACCGGUAUCCGUGGUACGCGCAAUGGCCAGUCCUCUUCCUCCUCGGCACACUAGGCGGCAUCCUGAUCUGCUGCGUGUGGUGCCUAGUCUUCAAGCGGAGUUCACACCGCGUAUACAUGUGUUCGCUGUCGUGCUGCGCUCGCCGGCCUGCCUCGGACCAUGAUUCUGCUGGCUCAGUGUAUCCACCGCCUAGAUAUAGCCGCUGCGGCUCGUUUCAUCAAGCUCCUCCGCCGUAUUCAGAGGUGACAAGCAAACCCGAUUUAUUUCCAUUGGUCAUCACGUGUGAAGAAGGAGACGGCAAGUCCGGAGGGAAUUAUCUGAUGGUCCACUACUUUAGGAACUACGUCAUUCGGGCGCCGGGUUCUCUAUCAGCGACGAGUACUGCAGAAUCUCUCAACUCCAGUUUCAUAUGCAACGCAGCAAAUGAAGCAAAUACGGUCGUCCCGCCUCCGUAUUCCACGGACUUCGAGUCGUUCACGGGCUGCGGCCUGCUACGUUCGCUGUCCUCGCUAACUGAGAGGGAACCCCGUGCUCCUCCGAGAUCCCGCACCGUCCCCGAACCUGCACCCAGAGAAACUACAGCUUUCAGGGAAAAUCUGGUUACAUCACCCGUUCAACCCAUGCAGGAUCCCGCCUUCGACUUAGAACUAGAGCUGAUAGACUGCGAGAUGUACUGUGACGGCGCCUGCAAGCCGCGGCUCGGCGCCUCGCCCCCCGCGCACCGCUCCCCCGCCCGCGACGACAACUACGAGCACGAGGCUUACGGCCUCCGCCACCUCUUCACCUGCCCCUCCACAGAACUAGCCGGCGCCUGCGAAUCCCCCCCACAGCCAACAAGCCCUACACAAUCCAGAGAAUCGACCUUAAGAAGACCUAGCGACGAAAGAAGGCACCGGAGGAUAGACAGUGUGAAAAAGACUCCGAAGGCCAGGAAGUCGAGCUUAUACAUGCCUUUGUCAGUGGCUUAUCCCGUUAGGACUUCAAGAGUGUCGCCCGGGUUUAGAGUUUCGUCUAGGUCCGCGCCAGCCACGCCCUGUGGGGCUUUAGUGCCGAAUUUGCUUCACUUCAGCCAAAGAGUGUCGGCGACGAGGCAUGGCUCCCGCUCGUCUAGGUGUGACGAAGAGAAUGAUCCACUCUUGGACGCUGAGACUGAGACGCGCACCGAUCACAAGUUUUAAUUUGACACGCUACGCUGCUUGACACUUUUUUACUUUUUAACCCAGUAGCUCGGUUAAACGAUACGGUACAGCUAGAAUUUAUCACGUGGAUAAAAAAUAUCCCUGUAAAUUUGUAAAGUAUUACAUUUGUGCUGUGAGGUACGAUGUUUUAUAAACGCGAUAAAAGCUGGCCUAGCACUGUACUACGAGAAGAUCAAAAUUGUCAGUCUUCGUGAUUUUCCUCUUCGGCUUGAUAUAUAGGUUCCGUAGAAUCUGCAACUUCUACGGGCCAUUGUGGGAGCGUUUACCAAUGUAAUACCAAUACCAAUGUUCAAUGAGCAAAAAUACUGGGAGAUAUAGAGUUGGACCAAGCUAACAAUGCGUGGGAUUUGCAAAAGUGUGGCAAAUUUAUAUGAAAAUGUGACGUUUAUAAUGACACUUUCUGUUCUAGUCUGUGCAAAGUUAGCUUAGAUGGACUCUCUCCAAUAUAAAGUCUGUGCGGAAAGAGAAUAGUCGUGAAAUGUAUGGGCACCAAUACAUUCCACGACACUCUUUCCGCACAGACUCCAACAGUCGAAUCGAUUGACUCCGUGUAAACACGCCCAUAAUGCAAAAUGGGAGAUGACUGGUAUUUGUGCUAAAUAAGGAUGGGCAUAAGAUAUGGAAACUGAUUAUGGCCGUCUUCUUUUAAAUACUCUCUGUAAAGUUUUAAGGUCGAUAUGGAGAAGACCAGCAACCAGUCCAGCAACAUUUUUGGUUAGACGACCGCCAUAACAAACAGAAAUAAAACGUUUUGCUCUAUCUGCUCUACCAAUCUUCUGUAAGUGGGGUAUGUAUAUAAACACGAGAGCUAUAAUAGAAGCGGAGGAAGAGCUUGUAGACGGUCUUCUCCUUAUUGACCUUACCGAAGUUUUAAACAUGCGGCCUAACGGAUCCCCGACUGUUUUAUAACGCAGUUUAAUUGCUACCACUUUCUACGACGUCAGUCCCUUUCGUUCGAUAGUACACAGUACACGUAUCACCAAACAUAUAUUAUAACAAAAUAGAUUGACGCCGGUGAGAUUUUUCAAUUAAGGAUGACUCACGUUAGACCGGGCCGUGUCUGGCCCGGAGCUUCCCGCGCUUACUUUUAUGACAUGACAGGCGAUCACGUGAUGCUUUCCAUAGAAAACGAUGCUCCGGAAGCUCCAGUCCGGACACGGAUCGGUCUAACGCGAGUCAUCCUUUAGGCUGACGGUGUCCGUGUGACAAAGUCCCACAUUCUCAAUGUUGUGAAUGUCAAUUUUAUGCUCAUUAUUACCUUAGAGCGUUCUACGCAACUGUGUAGUUAGUUUAAAUGUUAUUCGAGAAUUAUGAUAUUAUUAUUGCAUUUAAAUUUAAGGAAAAGAGCUUGAUGGACCAUUGUUCACAUGCCUUCUAAAUAAGAACCUAAUAAUGC